Molecule: messenger RNA, 1256 nt
Organism: Tauraco erythrolophus (red-crested turaco)
Lineage: Eukaryota; Metazoa; Chordata; Aves; Musophagiformes; Musophagidae
Source: RefSeq, a predicted model, not a curated record
UCUCAGCAGCCCAGUCCUGCCAGUUCCAGCUCCAGCUCCAGUUCCAGUUUUGCACCAUCUCAGAACAGCAGACAACAAGGUCCAUUGAGGUCUAUAAUGAAAGAUCUUCAUUCAGAUGAUAAUGAAGAUGAUUCAGAUGAAGCAGAUGAAAAUGACAAUGAUUCUGAGAUGGAAAGACCUGUGAAUACUGGAGGAGGAAGCAGGAGUCGCAGGGUUAGUCUGAGUGAUGGAAGUGACAGUGACAGCAGUUCAGCUUCCUCACCACUACGUCAUGAACCAGCACUACCUUUACUGAAAACCAGCAACAACCAGAUUUUAGAAGUGAAAAGUCCAAUAAAGCAAAACAAAUCUGAUAAACAAAUAAAGAAUGGGGAUUGUGAUAAGGCCUAUCUCGAUGAACUAGUAGAGCUGCACAGAAGAUUAAUGACAUUGAGAGAGAGACAUGUACUGCAGCAGAUAGUAAAUCUUAUAGAAGAAACUGGACACUUUCAUAUCACAAAUACAACCUUUGACUUUGAUCUUUGCUCACUGGACAAAACCACAGUUCGUAAGCUACAGAGUUACCUGGAAACAUCUGGAACCUCCUGAGGAUUCAGCAUCUGGCUGCAUAAAAAAAAACUAUUCUUUAAAUGAAACAGUCAGAAUCAUGCAAUCAAAAUGGAAGGAAAAACCAAAACAACCCUCUUCAGCUUUAUUUUUCCUUAAAGCCAGUCAUCAUCUCUUGAUAAGGGAGAGGAAAAGUCAUGAGACUCAGAGGACCGCUCUUCUGAAGAAGAAAAUCCUCUGGAAGAGUUUGCCUGGAUAGCCUUGAAAAACAGACACACAAAAACAAACAACAAUACUUGGUCUUAAUGAAUGUGUAUGGUAUCAUGUAUCUCUCUCUGUGGUGUUCCAGUCCACAAGAUGAAUGCAUGUUCAACACACUGCCUUAUUACGUAACUGAUCUAUUUAUUACUGCAUACAUGUAUUCUGAAGUCAAUGAGUCAUUGAGUGACACUACCAGAUGUUGCAAGUAGUGGAGUCCCAUGUGUGCUCUUUUGAUACAGUACUAUCACAAGCCUAGCAACCUCAUUCAUGACAAAAUACCACUUCUUGCUCUCUUUCUCUAGUCACUUAAAACAUUACAGUCUUGUUUCCACUUCUGCAGUUCCAGGAAACAAGAUACAAAGUUGGGGACCAAGGAGUGGUCCUAUAUUUUGUUUCUGCAACAGUGGGUUGGACCAAAGCAGGUUGGACCACAGGUCCUUGACUCUAUC